GCAACGCAUCGUAAGCUGCAACACAGUGCAACAAGACAUGCAUGAUCGCUUCGAGGCCGCCGUCGAAAGUGGAACGGAUUUGAAGAAACCCGGCUGCGCUGCUGUCGCGUGUGGAGACCGAAGCAGGUUUUUCAAAAAUCUGCGCUUCCCGCCUGGCAACGGCGGCGACUCAAUUCCGCGAUGGCGGCCGGCGGCGCGUCGUCAGCUCCUUCCGAAGAUGUGGACCUACUUUAUCCAGAGCUUAUGUCGGUGAAGGCCAUCGUCAAAAUUUUGAAAGAGCGGUAUGUGAAGCACCCGCGGCUCGAGGAACUGGACAAGGCGGAUCUUGUGCAAUUGUACGAGAAGACGGUGCUGCCACUGCCGCAGCGGGAGUACCGGGACACACGGUCGGGGCGAGCCCUGUCAGCCCUGCAGGAGCGGGCCAACAGCCGCUGCAAGCGGAAGGCCUCCCAGGAGUCUUCCUCUGACUCAACGUCCACAAAGCACCGCAAAGGCAGCCACGGUCAAGCAGAUGAUGACGACAAGGCACGGCGGCGGCCAAGCAAACCUCUUGCAAAGCGAGACAGGAAAUCGGAUGCCGCAGCAAGUGGGGGCGGCGAGUGGGGCUCCUGGGAUGAAGAAGCCAAGUCCAAACCGAGCAAGACGAGUGUCACGAAUAGGUGCCACGGCGAGGGUGAUGGACCUCCGAGGAAAAAGAACCGGACUCCUAUCACAUGGCCAUAACUGGUGCAGAAGGGUUCGAGCAAGCUGCCACCAAACUCAAACUUGACGCAUGUCUGCAAAGGUGGUGAAAAUGGUGUUGAGGCUUAACACAUUUACACUCGCUAUCAUCUUUGUCAUCUUCGUCAUCACGUGCAUUUUGUUGUGUGGAACACAGGGGGGCACCAUUUUACUGAAUGCACAUCUGUCGAAUGUUAAGCAAAUAUGAGCGACAGGCUUUCCCGGCUAAACCACUGAAAUUUUGAGCUGAAGUGGCCUUUUACAGUGUGCUUAAUUCAAAAUGUUUGCCUAUGGUAGUUUCAUAUUUUGUUAAGAUUAAGUCUCAACUGCACAUUUUCUGCAGUGACACCAGGUGAAAAGAGCAGGUUUUCUCUGCAAUGGAACAGUGGCACCAUCUGUCACAGUUACGGUGAAACAAGGCAUACUGUGUUUUGCCAUAACAAUGGCAGAUGGCACCAGCACUCUUUUCGGUGACAAACUGCUUUCUUAUGACCACAUUGCUGCAGACAAGGUGUAGUUGCAGUUUAUUCUAGACAAUGCAGGCACGAAAAUGUGUACCGUAAAAUGCCACCUCCGUGAAAAAUUUCUGCGCAAACAAGUCGGUAAUUGAGCCAGGAGAGCCAAGCAUACCUAGCUCUCUUAUUUGCACAAUGUAUUGCAGACUGUGGUUGAAGUGGGCUGACAAUAAAAGAUUUUGCACACCCAGCUGCUCGUUCUCAAUUCACACAAAUGCUGCUGUAUAUUGUAGCACUUAUGCAGCAAGUUCAGAGUUCUACAGCGAUAACAGUUGAGGGUACCUUAACCCCUUCAGGCAGCAAAUUAAAUCUUCCGAGGGGAGAAAAUGUGCCAAUCAGCAUUUUGGGCUCUCCACAUUUCAAAAGAAUGGUUUUCAAAAGACAGAAUUAAUUUUUAACUGUUUUUCAUGAUGUCCGAAUCCGUACAGUGCACCUGAAGCCAGAAAAAAAAAACAUUGCUCGCAACUAACAAAACCUUCUUAGGUGUUCUUUGCCGGCUAUGUAGCACAAAUUAUUUUUCACUCUUUCUUCAUUUGAUAAGUAACACAAACACAUUAUGUACCCUGUACCAUAUGCAAGAUGAGUAAAAAUAGACACCUUGAUCUGACAAGCAUGGGAAAAUGAAAAACGUUUGGCAGCUAAUCUAGAACUUCUGGCAAUCUGGUGUGCCAUCGUGCUCCAGCUAGUGAUUGUCGCUGUUGUACCUGUUGGCCUCUGUCAUUAGCGACUGCGUGUUUGUCUUCAGUAGUGGCACUGACUUUCAUUGCUUGACUGGCCACGUUUUUGUGCUGCUGUGUCGCUGCAGAUGACAAAGCUAUGUGCAGGAUCUGUUUCUCCAAAGUGUUCUUUGGGGGUCGGGGCGGUGGGGGCUUCUCUGGUGUUUGCACCUCUGAGGUACUGUAUUCUCACCAGCUGUAGAGCUGUUGCACUGUGCUUAAUAUUCAACGUGAAAAGUUACUCUUGGACUUCGUUACCUUGUUCCAUCCCAUAUGAGGUAGAGUGAAAUUAGGCCAAGUUCGUCCACUCAUCCCCUGAAGGAAUUGUACUGCAAAAUGAUUUUCUCAUGCACUGAUCCUUCUUGAGCUGCACUUGCUAAAUCUUUCGCCACCUGCAUCAUUGCAUUCUUCUUUGGUGACACUUCUGCCAGUUGCGCCCCCUGCAUUUCCUAUGAUCGAAAAGUCUCUCCAACAGUCGGGACUGCGGUACUUAUAGCGGCAUUUUCCAUGAAACCAUUCGUAAAAUCAUUCUAAACCUUGAACAUUUCAGUAAGGUGUGCUCUCUUUGCGCUGUUUAGUGCACUUAACAACAAAAAGAUCUGCAGAUUUUUCAGCAUUUUUCUGAUAAGUGCAUCAAACAGGGCAAAGGUAAGGUACUUUAAAAAAAAUUCUAAGGUUUAAAAAAUUGAUGCCAAUAGUUCUGAUGCAGAAAAAUUUGCAUCAGAAACGUCGAAAUAUUUAAUUCUUGCAAACAUCUCUUCCGUAGUGUUGUCAACAAGCUUUCUUCUUUCAGACCCACAAUUCGAAAUGCCUGGAAAAAAUGAGAUGUUUUGAUCAGGGUAGGUAGAAAGACAGUUCAUCUUAAGAAGUGCUUUAAGGAAGGCAGCUUUGAGGCAUCAUGUCCACAAACAUACUAGAUGCAAACUUUCAGUGCUGCAUGCAACACUGUUACACUUGUGACAUGCAGUCUGUCAAACCAAAACAUUUUUCAUGCUGGUUAUCACAUCGCUCUAGUGAAAACGGUUAAUUUCUAGUUCAACUUCAGAAAAAAAAAUAUUCAAACUGGCUUGAACCACCUUGCAUUCAUUUGCAUAACUGAAUAAUAGUUAUAGAAAAGCAGUAUAAAUUUAUUUUGUGGAAGAACUCAACAGUCCUUCCGAGCUGCAUGGAAAGAGAGGAAAAAGAAAGUGUUCUUCAUGCCACAAGUAGUUACAAAAAGAAUUUCGAAAAGCUAACAAAAGUUUCAAAAAAGAUUUUGGUAAUCCACACAGUUGCAUAGGUAAUUCAGCAGGGGUUAGAAAGCUGUUCGCUUAGUUGAUCAGGUUUGAUAGUUUCUGCACGAUUCUAAAGCGAACCUUUCUUUGCCUACCUUCCCGAGUUUAGUGUCGCUUUCGUAUGUCCUAGCCAAAUUCCCAUCUUUCACAUGUGUUGUGAAUGUCUCUACAGCGAAGGCCCCCCCUACAAUGAAUUUGCUUGUAUGACGAAGGAAUAUAGGCUACCCUGAGGGGUAACAAACGCACGUAGCGCCGCCGCCACUUCCCUCCGUAGCUGCCACAGAGCGGUGGUGCUAGGCAGCCUUCAUAGAAAGGAUCUCUAGCAAACGGCACUUUGCGGAAGGGUUGGGACAGUGCAUUAGCUAUGCCACGCCUCCUCCCUUUUCUGCCUGCCCUAUUUUCGUCAUAGGUGAUGGUCUGCUCAGAACUGAUGGCAUGACGGCAUUGUCAAGGCCAUCAAGGAUGGGGUAGAGGCAAAAGUCAACGAAGGCAACAGUGUUAAAGGAGCUGCAUAAUAACCAAGAAUUUCGACGAACCUGUACAUCGCAACACUUCCGGAUUUCGUCGCCAAGCACGCCACCAACCUUGCUGCCAUAGCGUCGGCUGCUGUUGUAUAUUCUGUCAAACUAAGUGUGCAGAAGAACAUUAGCAGCUUAAUUCACUAAGUAUUUCUUAAAAUUAUUCAGUGAAAAUGUUACUGUGACACUUAUGUACUGUGCUUUGGCCGACAUAUUUUUGUUUUGCCCAUUGCCUCGUGUCACCGUUAGGAGCGAAAUAAAAUUUGUGUUUGCCGAUUUUCAUUUAAACCCUGGAAGCUAUACGCAAAAGCAAGGUUCAUGGGGAAAAGAAACGCGCCAAACUGCUUUACAGGUAGUCGAACCUUGAUUUAACAAACAUGGGUGUAACAAAUUACUGGAUAUGAAUGAUGAAACGUCUAUCAAAAACAAAAUGAAAAGCAAUAACAAAUUUAAAGAACUAGAAAAUAGAUUUACACAUGGUCUUGGAGCCUAGGCAUUAAAUAAGUUCAUAAGGCUCAUUCAUUAUGAAACCAAAGAGGCUUUAAUAGAAUGGCCUACUAUCUGCACAAUUCUUUAUAGACUCUGUUGUCUACACCAAGAAGAGAGAGAGUCCAUAGAGGGCCUGCUGCCUCUGAGCAGCCGAUGGUUGGCUAUCCCACAAAAUAUGCUUAAAGGGCUCCUGAGACGGUUUGUAGAUGCGUAGGUUACAGCUACAGUUAAUCAUUCGCACCACAAUCUGUGUGAAGCGUGUCAUAUUAAGAGAGCUAUGGAUGAUUACAAGUUACCCUCCUCCAUAGCCAUACAUUUUCUCUUCAACUCGUUCGCCGAGUGAUUGAGGCUAAGCUCCGCCUUCACUGGCUCUGCGUCAUGAUGGCAUGUCAUGUCGUCUACUUCCAGUUGUCUAGGAGUAAGUGCGUGAAGCCUCUCCACCCUCUUCACCAGCAGCUUGGCAGUCGACCCCAAGCGAGAACUAUCGAUGCAGCAAGUAGCGAAGCGUUUCAAGCAUUCUGUGGCAGUGCUGAGUGUGUCUGGUAUUCCGAUAACCAGAGACGAGAUGGGCGUUUCGACUGAUGGGUGGAGGCAUAAACUCAUGAUGAUGAAAGAGCUUUAGCGUAGAUGUACGUGAGCGGCCUGAUCGGUCUGCAUGGUUCAGCCACAUGGUGGCGCAGAGCUUACCAAGCGUAAGACAUUUUAAGCAACCCGCCGUGGUUGCUCGGUGGCUAUGGUGUUGGGCUGCUGAGCACGAGGUCGCGGGAUCGAAUCCCGGCCACGGCGGCCGCAUUUCGAUGGGGGCGAAAUGCGAAAACACCCGUGUGCUUAGAUUUAGGUGCACGUUAAAGAACCCCAGGUGGUCAAAAUUUCCGGAGUCCUCCACUACGGCGUGCCUCAUAAUCAGAAAGUGGUUUUGGCACGUAAAACCCCAAAUAUUAUUAUUACAUUUUAAGCAUUUACAAAAACAAUGCGUUCACAAUUACGCUCCUGAGAAAAAUUUACACCAGCAGCAUGAAAGUAGAAUAGACUUCGUUACAGCUACUGUGUUUGGUUGAGCUCUUGCCACCAGGUGGCUGCACCGUGCAGACCAUUCACGUUUGCGCCUCUGCUCAUCUCGUAAAGUGGCACGAUCAAGCGGCCCCAUGUACUUGCAUUUACCUGAAUACCUGACCCACAAAAUGAUAUUGUGGUAAUAAUCCUCCAGCGUAAAGUGACGGCCGCAAAUGCGCGAGUCGUGGCACUGAUCGAACAGCAACAGUCCGAUGCGCUGCAGCCACUUCACUCGUCUGCUGCUUUGCAGAGAGUCACGAUGUCGCAGCUUGACAUAUUGCCAUUUGCUACGUUUGCAGCAACUUGAUACGUUUACACCCACAACGUAACAAGGGUGAACCAUGGUGCCUGUGAAAAGAUCAAGAUCAACGCUGACCGCGAAGCUCUCGUCAACACAGAGCACAAUGUAACACAAGCAGACGACGCUUGCUUUGUGCUGGAAGUGCUUAAGGGCAGUGAGAAAUUGUCCUUGUGCAUUGUCUUUCAGCUACUCUCUAUAGAAACAAGUUAACUAACAUUCCAACUAUUAUGAACAAUAUUUUUUCACCGUAAAGUUGGAAAAGUUAUCGGUGACGCGCCCUGGGCAGCCAGUAUGAUAGCUCGCCCUACUAACGUCAUUAGGGCAAUUCAUGUCAAAUGGUUCAAGCAUUUGACAUUAAAAUUCAGCCGAGCGGUGUGCUGCGAUUGACAGCAAUGUACAUUAUUAAAACCUUAUAAUAAAUUACACGGUUUACGCGGAGCACUUAGAUGCAUCACUUAAUGAUCAGAAGAACCUACAACAAUUCAGUACGUCUGUACAAAAUUGUCAAAAUCAUUUUAGGGUCCCUUUAAAAUGGGAAGCAGCUUGGAGGCCAUAUAUGGGGCACUUCAGCUAAAUUAUAGCAUGUGAAAAGGUAAAAAAAAUACUGAUAUAUUGGCAAGAAAGUUGUUAUAUUUAAUUACUGGAUAUAUAAUGAAGUAAAUAUAAAAUCUUUCAUUUCAACAUCAGCAUGCAAUGAAUAUAGGCAUGUACUGAAUAUAGAAUAUAACGAAGAUAUUUUGGUGUCGGAUGUGACUUCGUUUUGAUAAUGUUUAGUUCACUAUCUCACAAACAUUCAUGCUUCUUGACUUUGCAUGUUUGUGCACGCUAUCUGUAUGGCUUACAAUGAGGGUGUCUGAUAGACUCUUCCGUUUAUCUUUUUUUUUCAUCGUGAUUUCCUAAUCUUGUUAUACAUAUACUGCAAGUAUGUAUUGUGCGGCAGUUCUGACGAAUAAACCUUGUUGUGAGUAA
Molecule: messenger RNA, 6555 nt
Organism: Dermacentor albipictus
Lineage: Eukaryota; Metazoa; Arthropoda; Arachnida; Ixodida; Ixodidae
Product: ashwin-like
Biological process (GO): embryonic morphogenesis
Cellular component (GO): tRNA-splicing ligase complex
Source: RefSeq, a predicted model, not a curated record